UCCGGCGUUUCCGCUUCCUGGAGUUCCGCUUCCUGGAGUUCCGUUUUGACUGAGACGAUGGUGAGACGCUCGCGCGUGCUUAGGAGCUGGCGCUAAUCUGAGUAGCUCGCUCUAGCCCAUGGUGUAAGAUCAUUCCCCAUGCUCUAGCCCCUCCACCAAGCGUCAUUCGUGUUCAUCUGCGGGCUUGUGUGUACGCUGAGCCCGCGCGCUUUGCCUGUCGUCCCUUUUCGCUGACAAAGCGCGGAAAGCCAUGGACCGGGGCUGCAUCAUCGGCUGCUGCAUGUGUCCGGGAUGUCGGAAAUCGCCCGUCCCGGCGCCUCCCCGCGAUAACGACCGGGAAAUUAUCACCUGUCCGGAACAAAUCGAGGAGAAUCCCGCGCCGGCCAAUUUCACUACGCUUUGCGAGGACCACUUCACUGUGAAUCAGUGUGAGCCACUGACAUUGCACAACUGUGAUGCCAAAUGCACCGCCACCCCCUCAGUCUUCCGCCACAUGGCUCGAGAGCAAGGUGCGAAGCAAGGCAUUGAGAAUGUCUCAUCUAAAAAGGAAAACAUUCCGAUGCAAGGUAUGUUAUCAAAGCAAGUUGUAACGCAGCUGCCUAUAGGUGACAAUCAUUUAUGAGCUUCAAAUUUUACUGCUGAUUCAUGUGAUACCCUCAAAUUGCA
Dermacentor silvarum is the source of this 666-nucleotide messenger RNA. RefSeq lists its product as uncharacterized. The transcript has 3 exons. The coding region runs from base 251 to 622 and encodes 123 amino acids. Lineage: Eukaryota; Metazoa; Arthropoda; Arachnida; Ixodida; Ixodidae. The record is from RefSeq and is a predicted model, not a curated record.